This is a messenger RNA of Durusdinium trenchii, 7011 nucleotides long. The record is from the annotation of a GenBank genome assembly. Lineage: Eukaryota; Dinophyceae; Suessiales; Symbiodiniaceae.
AUGCGCGCCUUUGCAAAGUUCACGAAGAAGAUCGCCAUAUGGCGCCUUCAAAUGGAAGCCUACGCCAGCCCCAAAGAGCAGGCCCUGAUCUUGUACAAUGGCCUCACCGGCGAACUUGAACAAGAAUUGGAACACUUCUCCAUUGAGGACAUCUUCAAGCCGGAUGGGGUGGACGUCAUCAUGGGCUUGCUCAAGAAGCCGUUCGAACAACGCCUCAUUUACCAGAAAAGGAGAUUUCUGCACGAGUUCGAGACCUUCCGCCGCUUUCAAGGCGAGUCGAUGAGGGCACACGUGCAGAGAUUCAGGAGGGUGCAAAGAUCCCUCAAAUCCGUCGGAGUGGAGAUAAGCGGAACGUUUGACUCCGACUCGCUGGGCUCCAGACUGCUGGACCGCAGCGGCUUGUCCUACCAGGACCAAAGGAUGGUCCUCAUCGGCGCGCAACAAAGCCUGGACUUUGAGACCAUCGCCGAGUGCUUAGUCCUUCAAUGGCCAGAGUUCAGGACCGCUCCACUCGUCGUGAACAAGGACGGACAAAGCAAAGGAGCUGGCAAGAGCAAGCAUGGAACUUCACCGACCUCAUCGACGACCAGCGGAUCUUCGUCUUCGGCAUUCACGAAAGGUAGCGGCAAGUCCAUGAGCAGUGGCAAGUCCAUGCCACGACGACAGACCUACAUCACCGAGGUCAUUGAUGAAGAGGCCUUUGAGGCCGAUGAGUUCGAAGAUGCUCAUGAACAACCGGACGAACUUGAAGCCGAAGCCGAACAAGAAGAGCAACCAGAAGAUGAAGAAGGCCAAGAGGCCACAGACGAUGUGACCGACGACUUGACCCACCUCGCACAGGUCGUGACGGUCACGGCUCGCAAAUUGAGUGGCAUCACCUUGGGUCGCAAGUUUUCCACCGGCAACAAAAGCAAGAAGUCACCGGAUGAACUCCGGAAGGUGACACAUUGCUCAGCUUGCGGUGCUUUGGGGCACUGGUAUCAGGACCAGGCAUGCCCGAUGAAUCAAGGAGCUGGAGCUGGAAAGGCUGGCAAGCCCGGCAAGGGGUCCAAAGGAUCUUCAAGCUCGAGCUACCGCCAGACCUCAGGCCCUGACAAAAAGGCUGAUCGUCCUCAUCAGGUCAGCGUGGUGCACCAUGAGCACUUGUCCCUCGAGGUGAACGAUGCACCCCCCUCAGACUAUGGUACAAUGUUUGCCAUCAACAUGGUCACCAACCUCCCUUUUCAGGUUCAUGAGACCAAGGGCUUCGGGACUGGACACGACCUCACCGGCUACAUGGUUUUGGAUUCAGCCUGCCAGAGAACAUGCGCUGGCAAAGCUUGGUACCGGUCCCAUGGUGACAUGUUGUUCAAGCACCACCUCAAGACCAAGGAGAUCCCCUCGGAAGAUGUAUUUCAGUUCGGCAAGGGUGAACCAACGACCUUCCUCAUGCGGACGGCGCCGCCCGCAUGGCUUCAGCGCUGGCGCCGCUUGGUCUCAUGCCUCGAGGCCUUCAAGAGGAACAUCUGGAUCUACAUGGCGGGGGGCGUGCGAUUGGGCAUCAUGCCCAAGGCAUGGCUGGACCAUGCAGUGCCGCCGGAGAUGAGCCCACGACUUCAUCCCGAGAAGUGCCAGCGCACGGUGAUCAAGAGGUACGGCAAUGCGCAUGGCAGGUUCGCUCGUCGCCAAACCUGCCUUCGAAAGUGGAAAUGGAACAACAAGAAGGAAGAUUGGGACAUCUGGUCUUCCCAAGGAGGUGGCUCUCUCGCUUCCUCUUCUCGACAAUUGCCAUUGCCACAGCCGUCAUCGAAGGCAACGGCAUCUGCAGGGAGCACCAGCAAAGCUCGACCGAAGCCCAAGGCCAAGAGCACGGCAGCACCAUGUUCGACCUGGACAUCAACUCUUUCGGGUUGGACGAGCUUCGAGAUGGGCUACACGCUCCACACCGACCACUUGACUCAGGAGGAGCAGGUGGAGGUCUUCAGGAUCCUGGAGCAGAGGUCGCCGCUGGAAGCAGAGCCGACCACCGUGGCGGAGUUCGCUUUCCUCAACGAGGAGCACUUCAGGCCUCACCGGGAGAAGCUGGAGUUGGCGGCCGAUCGAAAGAGGCACGAACGCCUGGCGGAGCUGGGCGUGUUGAUCAAGGAGGACGAGGAGAUCAUGGACUGGGGCCUCAUCGACGAGAUUGUGAAGUCAGAAGGGCCAAUGGACCAGAUGGCAAAACGACUUCGAGGAGACUGGAACAAGGCCGCUGACAUCCUCGAGAAGGAGUACCAGGUCUAUGCAACAAGCAAGCCGACCAUGGAGAGACCUCCGCCCUAUGCUGACCUCUGGGAAUUGUUCGCUGGAAGCCCAAAUAUGACCCGGUUGGCAGCUCACUAUAACCUGAACACCUUGCAGCCCAUGGACCUCCUCUAUGGCCAGAACUUCAAGGACCCAGCCAUGCGUAAGAUGAUCUUCCAAAAGCUCGACCACUAUAAACCUUGGCUGGUGAUCAUGGGAGUGGACUGCAGGUUAUGGAACCAGUUCAACAUCAACCUCAACUGGUCUUCACCAGACAGGCGGCUCGCACUACGCCACUUGCAGGACGAUGAGAAGGUUCUUGUCGAGUUUGCCGUGGCGGUCGCACUACGACAACACCGGGCAGGGCGCUACUUCCUGCUCGAGAAUCCACAGGGGUCACAGCUGUGGAACUUGGAAGAGGUGACCGACCUUUUGGGCCUCCGUGGAGUUUGGACCACAGAUCUAGACUGUGGAGCUUAUGGAGCUGAAGUUGAUGGACAACCAAUCGCAAAACCAAUGAGAUGGGCAGGAAAUCAACCUGGCCUACAUGAACAGCUCAACCGUCGGCUCACACCUCUCCAGAAGAUGUACUGCACUCCCAUUCAGGGCAAGCUCACAAGACGAUCUCAAGAAUACCCUGAUGAACUAUGUCAUGCAGUACUUCAGGAGCUCCGUGCACUGAUCUUCCAAAAGGAGCCCCUACGAUUCGGACCACCACAACACAAGGUCUAUGCAACGGCCUACCCAACGGCCGAUCUCGACCUAUGGGACGACAUCGUGAAGUACGUGGACAAUGUCUACGAAAGAGGAGCCAAAAGACCUUUCAACUUCCCCCUGGACUCCGACAUGGGCAAGAAGAUUCAAGAGCUUUUCCGCAUCAAGGCCGUGCGCAUUCAGGCUUUCUAUGCUCCGACUUCUAGGAGGAUUCCGGCCAAUGUGGAUGAGUACUUCACGAGAGCAGCAUUCAGUAUGCUGACAAGACCCGAGCAGUUGAGGACGGAGACCACUUCACCGGCUACACCGGCUCCAGAUGCAGACAGGGCCAUCAUUCCAGGCCUCACGACCGACAUCUCCUUCAGCGGUGUCGAUGGAGUUGACCAACACGUGAAGCGGUCGCUUGCACGGCUACACCUGAACCUGGGACACCCCAGUACUCAAGAGCUGAUGAGGCUACUGGCACAUCAAGGACGCAUCCCGGCAACAGUCAUCAAAGCAGUGCAGGGCAUGAGUUGCUCUACAUGCCAACGGCUGAAACCACCUCAAGAACCACGACCAACCAGUAUGCCUUCAUUGGUCGCAGGACAAUUUGGUGAUGAGCUGCAGGCAGAUGUUUUCUACUGCCGACUACUGGAUGGCACUUCGUUUCCGGUCCUUGGCAUCAUUGACAGAGCAACAGGUCUCCACAUGGCUGGCCUCAUGAAGAACCGGGACUCGGAGACCACCUUUGAGCUCCUCACCGACCUUUGGCUUCGACCUUAUGGUCUUCCUUUGAAGUUCUCAUGCGACCCGGACCGAACAUUCCGGGGAGAGUUCGAGAAGCGCCUGAUGUCACUUGGCGUCCUCGUUGAACAUUGCCCACCAGAGGCCCACUACCUCAUCGGCAUGAUCGAAAGACGCAACGCCAUCUUGCGCCUGACCAUCGAGAGGCUGAUUGACCAGUUCGCCAUCGUCGACUUGGCAGACGUCCCACUGAUCCUGGUCCAGGCAUGUCACGCCUGCAACACAAUGGCAUUCACCAGACGACGCUCUGCAUACCAAGCAGUCUUCGGAAGGGUCCCACGGCUGCCAAAUGAUGUGCUCACAGACGGACAGGUUUUGAGCACCUCCACUCAACCAUUCCGUGACCCUGAACAUCCUGGACUACGAGCAGAACUGGUGCGCAGUGAAGCUCUGAAGACUCUCAUCGAUCUUAAUGCACAACAACAGUUCCGUCGAGCUCUACUGCGCAAGACAAGAAACACCAGCAUCCCAGACCUUCAACCUGGACAACGAUGCGUGGUGUGGCGCUGGACGAAGAAAGGAGUCCGCAAGAGAGGCGCAUGGCUGGCAGCUCGAUUUCUGUCAUGGGAUCCUGCCCAUGAAGGAAAACAAGCCUGGGUGAGACUUGGUGCAUCGACCACUUUGGUCACGGCAGAACAGCUCAGGGCUGCUCAUUCCUUCGAAGACUGGUGCCCUGACGAGCAAGACAUCAAGGUCUUGAAGGACGCCAGCAAGAACUUCGGCCAGCACAUGCUGGAAGAUGAGCGCGGUCCACCACCGCCUCAAAAAGCCUUGACACAAGACGCUCACUUGGAGCAGGAGGCGCUGGAGUAUGACAACACGGCACCACCGAUGACACCAGCAAUGGCUGUUCCGGCAACACCAGCUCAAGCCUCACAAGCAGCACCAAGCACACCAGCACCACAGGGCAGCACUACCGCAAAUGUGCAGGUCAACAUCGACAGCCCAACCCACAUGCACCAUCACACCACGGUGCAGACACUACAACGGUUUGGGGACCUUCCCAAACAACUUCGCACUACGAGGUCGAGAGGACCCUCCACACCUUUGGAAUCAGCACACUCCAAACGGACUCGUGCAACACCGGCUGAACUAGCACAUUUGGCAAACACUGCCACGGGCGAAACGGCCCCAGCAAUCGCACCGCACAGCGAGUUUCACCAAGCAGAGGUGGACACACCUCAGGCACCUACCAUUUUGGAGGAGCCACAACACCCGCCAGAAGGUCCUCAAGUCACCUUUGCACCUACACCGGCAGAACUGGUACCAGUACCAGAUGAUGAGGACCUGGCAGAACCUCAUGAAGUACAACAUCAACAGGAAGCAGAUACAGAUGCAGCAGCAGCAGGAAAAAGCACUGAAGACGCGGCAGCUGCAGAGCCACAAGCAGAACAGGCACACGCACCACAGCCAAUGGCUGAUGAACCACUUCCAACACUGCCAAUGAAGAGGCCAUUUGACACCUUGGCACUCUCACUCGAGGAGGACGGCAGCUUCUCGUUGGCAAGCAGGUUCUGGAAUGGCACACCGCCACAACACUAUGGGCCACAAAGCAAAACCUUCUCCAAGUGCUACGCCACUACAGCACAACGUCAACAGGACAUAGCAAACACAGACAAGCCGGCAGAAGAGUCUGACACAUCCGUGGAUUCGGAGGACUCUUCAACACAAGCAGACAACAAGCAACCGCAGCGACAACACCAUGCUGCAGGACAAGAUCCUGAGGAAGAGGAUCAUGCGCAGCCGCGCAUGCUACAGGGACAAGAACGUCGGCCAAGGACCAUUGAGAUGAUCUGCUACCAGAUGAUCGUGUCUGGACUCAAUGGCGAGCACUUCAACACCACCUUAAAGUGGUCAGCCUGGGCGGGAGAUGCUCAGACGGCCUUUCUCCAGGGCCGACAAAAGGACAGCGAGCGCGCCAAAGGAUGGGCUGAUCUCCAAGACGAGUUGCUGGUCCCACGAGCUGUAUAUCAGAUCCUGGGCAAUGUCUACGGCCUCUCAAACGCCCCACACCUUUGGAGCGAAGAAGUCUCUUCAAGACUGUCCACCAUGGGCUAUGGGCGACAUGCCUUUGAUCCUCAACUCUUCAUCAAAAGGGACAGCCAAGAUGAUCCCAUCUCCGCCAUCCUCGUCUACGUGGACGACUUCCUCGGGUUAUUAUUCAGAGAAGAUUAUGACAUCUCUGAAGUCCAGAAGCUCUUCCGCUGGGGCGAUUUGAAAGCCUUUGAGCCUGGCAAUCCCAUCACCUUCAAAGGGAAAGAGCUCCUCAUCGAGACCACUGAUGAAGGUCGCUACAAGAUGAGCAUCAAGAUGGAGAAGUUCAUCGAAGGGCUCGACAGCGGCAAGAUCCCCAAGGGCAGGUCCACACAGGACCCUAAGCUGACGGCCUCAGAGCACCAAGAGUUUAGAUCCGUCAGCGGAUGCUUGCAGUGGACUGCAACCCAAUGCCGACCUGAAGUGUCGCCACUGGUGUCCCUGGCCAACCAAGGAGCUGAGACAAGCUAUGUCCAUCUCAAAUCCCUCUACGAUGGCAUCAGCUACCUGAAGAAGACAAGCUCCCAAGGUCUUUGCAUCCAGGACAUCCCCUUCCGCAAGGACACACUCAUCCUGGCCUUCUCAGACGCCAGCUGGUGCAAUGCAAGCCGCUCAGGCUCACAGAUCGGGCUGCUAGCAGGCUUGACUACUCCCUCCGUGAAGAUGCAGCCCACGAAGUACACGGUCAUCGACUGCAGGAGCUGCCGAGCUCCAAGAGUGUGUCGAUCGACACUUGCCGCAGAAGCCUGUGCAGCAGAUGAAGCAUCGGACAGAGCAAGCUAUUUGAACCGAAUGGCAUCCGAGCUUCACUUCAACGAGCCAGCACAUCGAGUCGGAGCUCGAAUGGCCAUGGCCCAGGCCAUUGACGCGAAGUCCCUCUAUGAUGCCUUGCUGGCUGACGCUCCGAACAUAUCGGACCGGAGAAGCUUGGUCUCGGUUCGAUCGGUGCAGGAGGUCAUGCGACCUGACCAGGUCCACUGGAUUCCAACGAACUAUGAGUUCGCCGACGGCCUGACCAAGGUGGACGAAAAGCUCAUGUACAUGUUCAGGGCAUGGCUUGAAAGUCCCAUGGCUGUCUUGGUCGAGCAUCCUGAGAACGCCAGCAUUUUGGCGAGGUUGGAGGACAGUGUGGCCAAAAAGAAAAAGACCAGUGAGAAAAUCGUGCAGGCAAUCGCUUCCAUGUUGACCACACUGCCCUUUCGGCCCCAUGUUUAG